GUAUUUUCAACGCAUUACACCUGUACAAUGUACUUCCUGCUCACGUAACUUCUACCAUGCAAAGCCUCAAAUCUUCCUGCUACAUGUACCGUACAUAGCAAACUUUUUGUAUAUGUACUUGCAAACCGCAUUUCACUUGCAUUUAAUUUCACCUAUGUAUUUGCUGACAGAAAAAAGUGAUCAUCUUUGAAGUACCGGUAGCAUAUGUACGUAUACACAUGUAUGGUCUUCAAACUCUGCUCUGUCUUCAAAAGCAAUUCAAGUAAACAGGUACAACAUGAAAUGAUUCAUAGAGAUGAUGGCAUCAGUCAAGCGACAAGGUGGAAUGAGGAGGCAGGGUGAAGGUGUUAUUCGGUCUGCCACUUGGGGACCAGGUUCAACAUCUGCUCCAAAGUCACCUGUUUCUCCUCCGAUUGGAGCAGUCAACACCAAAGCUCCUAACUGUCCCGUCUUUCUGGGAGAUGUUUCACACAGCACAUUUGUUUUCAUAAACAACGGGACUGUGCCAAAUAAAGGCAUGGCAGAUCAGCACCAAUCAGCACAGACUGCUGUCACCACCAACAAAGUGAUGAUGAAAUGGGAGGGGAAAGUAAGAGAAUCAAGCUUUGGGGAACAAAUGAAAAAAUUGGCACUUGUGGAUGACAUUGCAGCUUUUUCUGACAAUGAAAUAGUUGCAUUAGAUAGAAGGCAUACACAGUUGAUAACUUUCUAUCAGGACAGCAAACAGGAGGUCUUUUCGCAAGAAAUGCCUCUCACCCUUACGAACCCGUCUCACAUUUGCGUGAGUAAAGAUGACCAUAUUAUUGUUCUGGAUGUUCAAAAAGUCAAAUUCUUCCGUAGGGGAUAUCCGUACCUCUUGCGUCACUUUGAACCAGGACGAAAUUUGGGCAAUCCAUCAUGCCUUGCGUCGGAUGACAAGAAUAGGAUAGCAGUGGGCUACGAAGACACUAACAAGAUAUCUCUACACAGCUCCGAUGAUGGAAGCUUGAUCAAAGAGCUGUCUGCCCCAAAGAUCGGUGAACAACUGACCGCCCACGAGAACCACUUCAUCUACAUCACCAAGGACAAGAGAAAGCUACUUGCAGUUGACAUUGAUGGCAACUUUGUUUUCUCUGCAGUUAUACACUCAAGCGUUCCCGAGAGCAAAGCCCAUGGCUUGUGCUGUGACAGCCAUGGCAACAUCUAUGUCACUGUACAUGCUGGUCAGCUGUUGGAGGGUGAUAUACAGUAUUUUAGCCCAGAUGGCAGGUACAAGGGACAUGUGGAAAGAAUCGCAUUCACACCAGCUGGAAUCACUUUCACACCAGCUGGUGCCCUGGCACUGGCUGCAGAGGGAACUGUCAAGAUCUUCCCUAGCUGGCCUGAAAUUCUCAGUCACUCUACCUUACGUCGCAAUGAACGAAAAUAAAGUCAAUUAAAAAUCAUGGCGGAACAAUAGCACAACAUCCAAGGGGGUAAGAGGUUAUUUAACCCCCUCCUCCUGUAUUUUGUAACAAGUACAUGUACCCUUUUUCCUCAUACACGUCAGUGUACUUCACUCAUGUUACAUUUGGUGGUCGUGAACAACGCUGCCUUAAAUUCCUGUAGAAGUUGCUUUGAACAGUGCCAGCGCAACCGCCACUAAAAGCUGGUGUCAGGACCCUGAGUGCCUUUCAGCACAGAUACUGAGAAGUUUUUGCAAAUUCACCUCCCAAUCAAAAUGACAUUGCUAUACCACUGCAAAAUCAGACUGUAUCGUGCAAAAAUUGAAGACGAAUUUUAAACAUGAAUGUACCAUCUGUCAAACAAGCUGGUAGAAAUAUGUCAGAGAAGAAUAAUUAAACAAAAUAUGAGCUUUCACUGCUCAGGAAUGUUCUCAAAUCGUUGUACCCAAUUGUUGAGACUGAAUUUGUCCAAUACCUGUAAUAUCAACUAUUAAUAUUUACUCUCAAUUACAUUUA
Acanthaster planci (crown-of-thorns starfish) is the source of this 1940-nucleotide messenger RNA. RefSeq lists its product as uncharacterized. Gene Ontology annotation, molecular function: ubiquitin protein ligase activity. The record is from RefSeq and is a predicted model, not a curated record. Gene Ontology annotation, biological process: proteasome-mediated ubiquitin-dependent protein catabolic process; protein polyubiquitination. Lineage: Eukaryota; Metazoa; Echinodermata; Asteroidea; Valvatida; Acanthasteridae.